UUGCGAGCAGUUAAAUUUCGAUCUCUAGAUCCACCCUACUUGCUGGCAAAGCCACGAAUACCGGUGUAUGCGAGCCUCCAGUUUGACGUUAAAAGUCGUGAUUUCGUUAUCUUGGAGCGGUUUCCUGUUUUCCACUGCCAGCAAGACGAACCACUUAUCGUCUUUAUCACCCAAACUCAACCCAAAGUUUAUCGGGUAAAUAACCUAAAGGCCAUUCACUUACCUUUGCUUUUGGACGUCCUGUAUCAAAAUCUGCCCGAAGCAGUAGAGCUUUCCGUUAGACGGGCGGAUCCAAAAUCCGAUGAGGAUCGAUAUGUGCCCCAGUUGGAAGUGCACGCGCUACAAGAUGAACUAUCUAAACUAUCGAAGUGA
This is a messenger RNA of Dicrocoelium dendriticum, 372 nucleotides long. NCBI's taxonomy places the organism in Eukaryota, Metazoa, Platyhelminthes, Trematoda, Plagiorchiida, Dicrocoeliidae. The record is from the annotation of a GenBank genome assembly.